AUGAGCUUCAACCAAGAGCGUGUCUCGGAAGAUAAGCUUGUCAACAAGAGACACAACGCGUGGAAGUUGACAUUGCCUCUUAUCUGCGCAGUGGUUUUAACGUGCAUCACUUCCAUUGCAUUGUUUGUCAACAACCCACAAGUGUCAUAUGGAGUCUCCAAAUGGGCAUUCGAAAAGAGUAACAUCGUGAAACGGUCUAUCAACUUUAUCUACAGAGGAAAACAACCUUUGGGAAUCCAUUCCCAUAAUGACUACUUAAGAAGUGACCCGUUGUUCGAUAGUUUAAUUGUCGGUGCUAAAUCUGUUGAGGCUGAUGUUUGGUCAUUUGAUAAUGGUGACGUCCUUCCAGUGGGUCAUACUUUUGUUGAGCUAAACCCAUUUGAAAACACCCUGGAGAAGUUAUAUACAAAACCAUUGUUAGAGUUGCUAGAUGCUGUGAACAGGGCCCGUGUUGAAGGCGAGCCUCCGGUUGGGAUUUUCCCAGACUUCCCUAGCGAGACAUUCUACCUUCAUAUUGAUGUCAAGAAUGACCCAGACCAGGUAUUCGAUAAGAUUCAAAAGCAUUUGUAUCCUUUACAACAGAAAGGCUACCUCACCACUUUUGAAACUGUCUCUCAAAAAUGGAAUCAUGGUCCCAUCACAGUCGUCUUAACUGGCGAUUAUCCUUUGAAGAAGAUUCUUGACCAAAAAGUUCGAAAUGUUUUUGCAGAUGCGCCUUUAAACGAUUUAGUUGGUUUCAAAGCAACGAUUACGUCUUUAGGUUACAAUGGCCCACUGAGCAUUUAUUCAGUUGCUGCAUCUGCUUCGUUUUUUGAUAUCACUGGCUCUCUCGGUUUGCCAGCUGGUGGGCUCUCUGAUCGAGGUAGAAGGGAUGUUCAAAGGGUCAUAGACAAGGCUCACUCUUUUGGCCUCAAAACCAGAAUCUGGGAAACUCCAAAUUAUCCGACGGAAGUGAGAGACCUUGUCUGGAGAGACUUAAUUUCCAUGGGGACAGAUCUGCUCAAUGUUGAUGAUUUGACUGCUGCUUCGAAGAUGUUCAACUUGCAAGAGCCUUAA
Messenger RNA from Williopsis jadinii, 1056 nucleotides. RefSeq lists its product as uncharacterized. Gene Ontology annotation, biological process: lipid metabolic process. Bases 1 to 1056 code for a protein of 351 amino acids. NCBI's taxonomy places the organism in Eukaryota, Fungi, Ascomycota, Saccharomycetes, Phaffomycetales, Wickerhamomycetaceae. Gene Ontology annotation, molecular function: phosphoric diester hydrolase activity. The record is from RefSeq and is a predicted model, not a curated record. The transcript has 2 exons.